ACAUUUCAUAAAUUAUUUUAAUAAGCAAAUUUUCAAAAUAAUAUAUAUAAAAAAAAACAAAUCUAAAUUGAUUUUUAGUUAAAUUUAAACUCUAAAACAAAUUAUUUUUCGCACAAAAAACCAUACAAUUUUCUUGUAUUUUCGCAGCCUGCGAACUAGAAGGGGUCCUAGUUUCAACACGCAACCACCAAAGCACGCAAAAAAACACCUAAAAAUAAAAACGAAGAUGUCAUGCAAACAACGCGUUGUCAUAGAGAUCGAUGAGGAUAUACGCGCAGGCGAUACCGAGCAGUUCCGCAAUAUGCUGGACGUGCCCAGCGUUAUGCCGGCAGUGGGUGCCAAAUCGCUUAAGAUGCCCAUUUACGCCAAACUGCAUUCGCCUACACAGACGUUGCGCUUCGAUUGCGUCGGUACGGCGCGUAACUCCUUUGUACGUGCGGAAUUCGCAAUGCUUAUGGAUGAAUUGUUUCUGAAGAAAUCUAAAUGCUGUCUGUUGCAAUUCUUUCCGCUACGCGAUUGUCAACUUUCCUUCUUAUGCAAUUUGCUCGUCUCCGAGGUGGACAAGCGUAUGAUGAUCAUGCAAGCCAAAUUAUUUGCGAUUAAGAUGGAAUACUAUGACCUACGCAAAUAUGAUGUCAUCAAUUUGCUGGGCGACAGCUCUCAACGCUCCACGAUCAAGAACAAACGCAAGUCCUAUCCGCACAUAAUAUUUCAUUCCACUACGGAGCUUUUGCGUUGGCUGCAAACCAAGUACAUACAGCUCUUCGCCAGAGACCAAGGCACUGAGAAUAUAGACUGCGAGUUCACUUUCUGCGAUAUCAAGAACAAUGUGAAUACAGUUCGACUUUCUAUAAUGAAUAACUUCCUGUGUCAUAUGGAUGGCGAUAUGAAGACCUGUCUGCGCAAUUGCUUUGAGAAUAUCCACAGCACUGAGCGGAGACGAAAACAUGUGAUGCUCACGGAUUGUCUCAGAGAGAUAUUUAAACCGACGGAGAAUUGGUAUACCUGGUUCAUAUUCCAUGUGCCCAUAGCAAGGGGUCGCGGUGUGGUCAUUGAUGAUCAAUUGAAUCUGGCUACUGCUGCUUACGCCGGCAUCAAUGCGAAGUUACCAGCCUAUGAAAACACGCAGGACGAUUUCGAUUUGGGCAGUUUGCUGUCGUUUUGGAAUGCACCGAGUGAAAGUGAAAUAGGCAUCAGCUCCGAGGCGAGUAACAAACGGCGUGAGUCGGCGGCCUCAGCUAUGAUGGCACAGAAUGCUUCACUCCUUCUAGCAGCUAAUUCAUCCCGCACGCUAUCCAACAGAUGGCAGACGACGACGAAGACGAAACAGACGAAUGACUUGAAUUUCUGGUACAGUAAAAUGGAUCAACUUGUGCCGGAAGUGCUCAAAGAAAUCGACGCCUAUUACGAGUGCAAAUAUCGCGAUAAUAUUCAGAAAAUAUGCAAUGAACUGAAAAAUAUGUUGCAAUUUGGCUCGGUCUGCUUUUCCAAUACAAGUUGCGGCUUGUCAGCGAAAGUCAAACGGGAUGGGUCGCUAGACAGACUCAAGCGUUGCUAUGAAAUGGGUUUGGUGGAAUUCAUGCGUUUGGCUAAAGAUAUCGAAAAUUCGGUGGACUAUUCGGCGUUACGUGUUUACGUGGAGGCCAAGAAGAACGAAAUCAAAGAAUUUGCUACGAAUUGCAAACUGCGCCACCUCGAGAUGUGCCAAAACUGUUUAAUCGAUACUAUCAAAAACGAACGGAGUUAUUUGGCUACAAAGGGCAAGAGUGUCGACGUUAUAAAAAAUCCGUCUUUUAAGAAAACUAUAUCGGGCAGCGCAUAGUUGUGAAUUCUUAUAUUCAAAAUUAAUUAGAACUGGUCACUGAAAAGUAAUUUGUAAUUUAACCCCUUGCCGUGCCAUUUAGCUCGAGGAAACUCGGGCCCAAGUGUUACGCGUCAACGCGUAGUAAACAGAAUGAUGCGCGAGAUGAUGUAACAGCAAUUAUGAGACUCGUGACUAACUCUGGUGGCGUUCUAACAUUCAAUCACAGACCCAGGCUCGUGAUGUUUAUGUUUGGCCCGCCGAGCCUGGCUCGUCGUAUUCAUGUGUGGGCCAAAAUUUUCAUCACGAGUUAGACUCCUCGUUAAAGCACGGCAAGGGGCUAAGAAAGACUCCCUUCUGCCAUGUUGCUGCGUGCAGGGGUGGAGUUUCGGUAAAUUACAAAUUGCAUUUCUGCAUCUCACUGGUAAACUUUUUAAAACGUAUUGUCGGUUGACUUGAAUCGGGUUCGAAUUUUAUAAAGAUAGAGAAAAACUAAUAAAAAUUGGGAAAAAUUUGAAA
Anastrepha obliqua is the source of this 2320-nucleotide messenger RNA. RefSeq lists its product as uncharacterized. The coding region runs from base 227 to 1822 and encodes 531 amino acids. Lineage: Eukaryota; Metazoa; Arthropoda; Insecta; Diptera; Tephritidae. The transcript is spliced from 3 exons. The record is from RefSeq and is a predicted model, not a curated record.